AUGGCAGACAAAGAGCUGGCUGCCAAAUUAGCCAAACGUCUAGCUUGUGUUCAAGAUGAAAAUGAGAAUGAUGAAAUCAAGGUAGCUCCACCUCCAGCACCACCAGUCUUUCCACAGAAGACUAUCGAAAAUCCGUAUGUCGAAGUAGAUAACUCCGUGUCAAUAGACGAUCUAAUCCAAAAGGCUUUAGAACGAAAAGAAGAAAACAACAAUAACGUACCACCACCAGUUCCAUCGUCACCCGUGCCUCCUGCUCCUUCAACUUCUGUUGCUGAGCCUCCAUCAAGUCCGAAGAGGAUCUUAUCUUCUCCAACUAUUCCUCCUCCACCACCUCCUUCUACUCAGAGCUGUUCUCCUGUAUCAUCUUCAUCCCCUGUUCCUCCAAUUCAAUCAGUUUCAACAGUCAAAGGAGUUCCACCCAAAACAACAAUUCGUGAUCUUCUUCAAAAAGAGUUUGAAAAUAAUCCAUCCAAUGUACAAUCCCAAUCAAAAUGUCCCAUGGUCUCUAUUGAGCAUCACAAAAGACCAGAAACUCCCACUAAGCGUUGUAGCCCUGAGUUUGACGGAAGUGAGCUUGAGCUGAAACUGGCUGCUCAAAGAAAUAGAAAAGCUGUAAACCCUGUACUGUGUGAUGAAAAUAGAACUAACUUGAUAUAUUCAAACACGGAGCAAUCAACUCCAUCCACUUUAGCCUCUCCCGAUGAACAACCCCGUGAAUCUCCCUCUUUGCCUGAUUUUCCUCCUCCUCCACCGCUACCAUCCCAGGCCGCACAGCCUACAUCCCCAACUCCUCCACCUAAGCCAAGCCGAGUUCAUGCAGCAGACGCUCUCCCCGCACCUCCACAGCCUCAGUUACUUCAAUCUGCAAUAGAAACCAUACCUGAGGAACCACCGAAAAAGAAAGAUUCCUUUGAAGAGUUAGAAGAGCAAGUAGCUAGAGAGAUUGCUGAGCAAGAAGCUCGUCAACAGAAAGAAAUGGAAGAGCAAUCAUCAUCACGUCCCAUUACCCCAGUUAAAUCUCCAGAAGUACUACGAACAAAGAUGGGUAACAUUCCGUCUCCUCUGCUAAUCGAGAUGAUCAAAACCGAAUGUGGAAGCUCUCGACCAUCGACACCACCACCCGUGCCGCCUCCAAAACCACAAAGUCGACCUCAAUCUCCAGUAGUACGAAAGCCGUUCGUCAGUCCGUUGGGCUUAUUGUGUGAUCCUCUCAUGUCAGUUGAGACAGACAAGCCCAUUCCUUCACCUCCAAUUAAGAAGAUCAGUCCCAAAGUCGAAGAGAAUCCGGAUGAACUGAAUGCCAUGUUGGAACGUCGAACAAAGAUCUUAGAAGGUGAUGUUCAACCACAGUUUGUUAACCGAAAGCUUAGUCUCUAUGCUGAGUUUUCCGAAUUUUCCAGAAAGCAAAUCAAGUUCUUCCAAGAAACAUUCAAGAAGUUUGAUGAAGAUUGUGAUGGGUUCAUCGAUUUCAAUGAACUGAAGCGCAUGAUGGAGAAAUUAGGUGAAGCUCAGACACACAUCUCUUUGAAAGACAUAAUAAAAAAGGUUGAUGAAGAUAACGACGGAAAGAUUAGUAUGCGAGAAUUUUUCCUCCUUUUCCGUCUGGCUGCUCAAGGUCAGUUAGGAUGUUCUGAGGUGUUUACUCAAUUGGCUGAAUCCGUGGAUGUAUCCAAAGAAGGAGUCUUAGCGGCAGCCAGUUUCUUUCAAGCUAAAAUAGCAGAACAAACGAAGCUGUCAAAGUUUGAAGAAGAAAUCAAACAGGAGCAGGAAGAGAAACGACGCGACGAAGAAGAAAAGAAGAAACGACGAGAGAAAUUUCUCCAAAAUAAGAGUAUUUUUCAUUAA
This is a messenger RNA of Auanema sp. JU1783, 1845 nucleotides long. NCBI's taxonomy places the organism in Eukaryota, Metazoa, Nematoda, Chromadorea, Rhabditida, Rhabditidae. The record is from the annotation of a GenBank genome assembly.